AUGCUGCAGUCGGCGCUCGUCGUGUGCCUGCUGUUAGCAGUGUGUAGCUGCGAGCGAUUCUCGAGGGUUGGCGGGCUCUUCCCAGACGUGGACAAGCGCAUAGUGGACGGCGAGACCGUCAACAUAACACAAUACCCGUGGACCGUCUCGCUGCAAUUCCUGACAAACCACAGGUGCGGCGGCUCCAUCAUCAGUCCCAAGUGGGUGUUGACAGCAGCAAACGUCGUCUACGGCACAGCAUACUUUUACUUCACAGUACGGGCGGGUAGCUCAACACGUGAAAGUGGUGGAUACGUAUACGACGCCGUUAGUAUGAUCCUGCACGAAGAUUUCAACACCUUUACUAUAGACAAGGACAUCGGUGUCUUCGAGAUCGCCGGAUCCUUUACUUAUGAUGACACUGUUCAGCCGAUUGCCCUCGCCGAUUACGAGCCAGAAGUUGACGUCACCGCCUAUAUUACCGGCUGGGGUGUGUUGACGUCUUCAGUGGCCUUGGACUACGCUGACGAGCUGCAAGCUCACAGCGCAGUCAUCAUGGAGCGGAAUGCGUGCAACGCCACCUACGAGUGUGAAAUCUACGGUGAAGGCUGCGUGACGGAGAACAUGAUCUGCACGACGGAGAAGCCGUGGUGCACGGGUGACGGCGGCGGCCCCCUGGUCGUAAACAACAUUCAGUACGGCAUCGCCUCCUGGGGGUACACGUGCGGCCCUGGAUACCCGGGAGUGUACGCCAACGUGGCUGCUCUGCGCGCGUGGGUUAAUCAAACAACUGGCGUCUAG
Schistocerca piceifrons (Central American locust) is the source of this 780-nucleotide messenger RNA. Its product is annotated as trypsin delta-like. The transcript has 2 exons. Bases 1 to 780 code for a protein of 259 amino acids. Gene Ontology annotation, biological process: proteolysis. Lineage: Eukaryota; Metazoa; Arthropoda; Insecta; Orthoptera; Acrididae. Gene Ontology annotation, molecular function: serine-type endopeptidase activity. The record is from RefSeq and is a predicted model, not a curated record.